Messenger RNA from Orbicella faveolata, 903 nucleotides. RefSeq lists its product as uncharacterized. NCBI's taxonomy places the organism in Eukaryota, Metazoa, Cnidaria, Anthozoa, Scleractinia, Merulinidae. The record is from RefSeq and is a predicted model, not a curated record.
AUGGAGAGUUCUUACUUCAAGUCAGUUGUUUCCCUCGUUGAUUCUACACAUGCAAGAAAAUCACGUGAGCUCUCUCCCAGUUCUCCUAUCAGUACUCUGCCCUUGGCAACAGUCUUCCUUCCACGGAAGCCGACCGACUUCUCCAUCAGCAGAAUCCUGGGUCUGGAGAGCGACAAAACACACAAAGAGACAGUAUGCUCUGGCUCUGCGUCGGUGCACUGCCGUCACCCCAUUCAGACUCCGAGUUCUCAACACAGCUACAGUGAUACCAGCCCGCGAUUAUCUCCUUGUUCAGACAACGCAUGUUCCAGCAGUGAUUGUGACAGCGAGCCCGAUCAAGUAUCGACACAUUCCGAGCAGCCUCCGAGGAAGAAGCGACAGCGCACAACCUUCUCGCCCAUUGAGGUGUGGGAACUGGAGCGAGCAUACAGACGGCGGCCAUAUUUGAUGAGUGCAGAUGAGGAGGACCUUGUGCAGAGACUUGGGAUCACAGCCAAAAGUCUGAAGUAUUGGUUCCAGAACCGACGGGCCAAAUCAAGAAAAGAAGAAGAAAAGAUGACGUCUAGGUACCAGUCCAGCUCAUCAAAUCAGGUUGGUCGUCUUGUCAGGGAAGGUGUGCUUCCAAAGAGACAGCAGUUUCGGAUCCAGUCCCCUCCAGACCAAUGGAAACAUGCUGAAUGUAUACGUAUGUCCUACCCAGCGCUGGAAAAUCACUUGAAAGUUCCACCACACAGUCGACCAAUCAGAGCAGACAACCAUUACUCGUCAAUCAAGUCAAACCAGUUGACAGGCCGUUCAUCACUACUAGUACCCAUGUUUCACGCUGACCAGUUCAAGAGAAGACAAGCGAGGUCCGCGAGACUAUCAUACAGCGGUGGCUUACAUAGAUACCAGCCGUAUUGA